AGACCACACACUCAGAGUAAGGACGACGGACUUGAAUCCUUCUCUUCAGGCAACUUCAAGAUGGGUAUCGGGUUGUUCUUCGUCACGAUCGUUUCCUUCUCUUCCUUUCUUCAGGGAGGAAGCGCCGAUUAUGAACAUCACAUUUCGACCUCAAAACGCUCGUCUCCGUUCGAAGUUGCUCUAGAAAAUCUACAGAAGCAACUUGGUUACGAGUUCCAGAGCAGGGGUUUACUUCGUCGGGCCAUGACCCACCCUUCUUUUUCUGGCGAGAACAAUAAGGCCUUAAGCAUUUUGGGCGCCGGCGUGAUAGAAACAUCCGUUGCGCUUAGCUCAAUCUCACGGAAUGCAGAGAUAUCCACAAAGGAUCUGAAUCGUCGGAUCAUCGACAUCUUCGAAGUGAAUAGCUGUGCUGCUGAUGGGCUGGCGUUAGGGUUGCAGAAUGUUGUUAGGGUUUCGCGGAAAACCAAUGCUUCGAUGCCAGUGGUUGUUUGUGGUGCUGUCAGAGCCGUCUUUGGUGCAGUUGCUAUUGAUGCAACUACGGUUGAUGUUGCUAGCAAAGUCUUCUGGACUGUCCAUGGUGAUGGUGGCCUACAACUUCGUGCUUCGUAAUUGACUAAUUUUCAUUCUCUUUCUUAACUUGCGAUCUUGGUUUUCCUUAGUUUUACAGUGUAUGAACUGGUAUUAUUGUGGAUCUUUUGUAAAUACUGAUUAUGCACAAGAGUUGUUUGACC
Messenger RNA from Telopea speciosissima, 731 nucleotides. Its product is annotated as protein NUCLEAR FUSION DEFECTIVE 2. NCBI's taxonomy places the organism in Eukaryota, Viridiplantae, Streptophyta, Magnoliopsida, Proteales, Proteaceae. The transcript is spliced from 3 exons. The record is from RefSeq and is a predicted model, not a curated record. Gene Ontology annotation, biological process: RNA processing. The coding region runs from base 61 to 609 and encodes 182 amino acids. Gene Ontology annotation, molecular function: ribonuclease III activity.